AUGAGUAGCAACGUAGCAAAGAUCUCACCGAACGCUCAUCUUAGCAUUCCGGAUCCUGAAUGGACCGAAUUCUAUGCAGAAAAUGCAAACAAGGUACCACAGCUCGUUGGUUCCCCCCAACAUCUCCGCGACAUGAUGGAGAGGUUGAAAGUCGAGGCCACGGGCAUGAUCCCUCAAAUUACCGGGCUCAGCUCGGAAGACAUCAGGAUCAAGACAUCAGAUGGAGCUUCAAUACUUUUGCGGGUUUACACCCCGGCAGCUAAGAAGGGUCUCAGUCCUGGAUUGGUAUAUAUCCAUGGAGGCGGGUGGACGUUAGGAGACCUUGAAGGAGAGGAUAUUGCCUGUAGGGCUAUGUGUGUAAACGGUGGUGUUGUAGUAGUCAGUGUUGACUAUCGUUUGGCUCCAGAGAAUCCAUUUCCAACGGGCCUUGAUGAUUGCUGGGACGCAUUACUUUGGACGCGAAGUCAGAGUCGUUCUCUUGGAAUCGACCAGGACUGCAUUUUGAUCGGUGGGUCUAGCUCGGGGGGCAACGUCACCGCCGUCUUGGCUCAUAGAGCUCGAAAUCUCGGCAUACCUCUCAAGGGCCAAAUCCUGAGAAUCCCUGCGACAUGCCACAUUGAUUGUUACCCCCCUGAGCUCAACUUGCGAAGCCUAGAGGACUUGAAGGAUGCACCGCUGUUGUCAAAGCGGUCAAUGGAGCUAUUCUACAGCUACUAUAACCCCUCUGACCCGUCCAAUCCUGACGUAUCUCCAUUACUAAACACCAAUUUCCACGGUCUCGCUCCAGCGUAUUUUCAAGUUGCGGGAUUGGAUCCCUUGAGAGAUGAAGGUCUAGCGUAUGCCAACAAACUAAAAGAAGCCGGGGUUCCAACGAAGGUCGAUGUUUACCCGGGCGUUCCCCAUGCUUUCUACUAUUUCCCGAGCCUAACAGCAGCAGCCAAAAGUUCGACUGAUUUACUAGAGGCGAUUGGUCUACUUACGAAGGGUGAAUUGAAAUAG
Messenger RNA from Ilyonectria robusta, 999 nucleotides. RefSeq names its product alpha/beta hydrolase fold-3 domain protein. The record is from RefSeq and is a predicted model, not a curated record. The coding region runs from base 1 to 999 and encodes 332 amino acids. Gene Ontology annotation, molecular function: hydrolase activity. Lineage: Eukaryota; Fungi; Ascomycota; Sordariomycetes; Hypocreales; Nectriaceae. The transcript has 7 exons.